AUGGCUUCAACCUUCAUGUGUGGAAUGGAAGAUCUGCUGUUUAAUGGCAGCCGGUUUGUAUGGAACUUAACAAUCACAACUUUGAGGAGGUGGUAUACAGAAAGGCUGAGGGCUUGUCAGCAAAUGCUAAGGACGUGGUGUGGCUUGCGUGAUGUUUACCAGAUGACAGAGGGCCGACACUGUCAGGUGAAUCUCCUAGAUGGCAGAAAGUUGGAACUUCUGGUUCAGCCAAAGCUUUUGUCCCGGGAGCUGUUGGAUCUGGUAGCAUCUCAUUUUAACCUCAAAGAGAAGGAAUACUUUGGAAUAACAUUUAUUGAUGACACAGGUCAGAGUAACUGGCUGCAGCUGGAUCGCAGGGUAUUGGAUCAUGAUUUGCCUAAGAAAACAGGACCAGUGGCCUUAUUCUUUUCAGUCAAGUUUUAUAUUGAGAACAUAUCAUUCCUAAAGGACAUUACCACUGUGGAAUUAUUCUUUCUGAAUGCAAAAUCCAGCAUUUACAAGGGCGACAUUGAGGUGGACAGCGAGACGGUGUUCGAGUUAGCUGCGUACGUGCUGCAGGAAACGAAAGGAGAUUACAUCAGUGAUGAAAGUGCAAGAGAAGAACUAAAGAAACUCCCAGCUCUCCCUACUCGAGCAUUGCAGGAACAUCCAUCACUUGCAUAUUGUGAAGAUCGAGUGAUCAACCAUUACAAAAAACUAAAAGGUCGCAGCAGAGGACAAGCAAUUGUCAAUUAUAUGACAGUGGUGGAAGCGCUUCCUACCUAUGGCAUUCAUUACUAUGGAGUAAAGGAUAAACAAGGAAUUCCAUGGUGGCUUGGAAUUGGUUGUAAAGGAAUUGGACAAUACGACUUCCAUGAUAAAGUCAAACCCAGGAAGAUAUUCCAGUGGAAACAGCUUGAAAAUUUAUACUUCCGCGAAAAGAAGUUUGCAGUUGAAGUUCAUGAUCCUCGCAGAGUGCCAUUGUCAAGAAGAACUUUUGGGCAGACUGGGCUGGUGGUAAACACAUGGUAUGCAAGUACCUCCCUGAUAAAAUCUAUUUGGGUGAUGGCAAUAAGUCAACAUCAAUUCUAUCUGGACAGAAAACAAAGCAAAGCAAAGAUUCCAUCAGCAAGAAGUCUCAGUGAUAUUGCAAUGGACUUGACCGAUACAGGAAUGCCCAAAGCUUCUAAACUGGCAAACGUGGAUGGCAAGAAUCCAAUUAUAACAGCUAGUAAUGGCAGCUUAAUUUCCUCAGGCUCUCAGGACUCUGAAGUCAGUGAUGAGCAAAAGAAAGAAAAGCUAAUUGAAUUGAAGCAGCGUCAGAGUGCACUGCAAGAUACUCUCAAUCAAAAAAUGGAAGAAUUAAAGAAAAUUUGUUUACGAGAAGCAGAAUUAACAGGCAAGCUACCAAAAGAGUAUCCACAGACAUCAGGAGAAGAGCUUCCACAUGUUAGACGUCGAGUGGGUACAACUUUCAAAUUGGAUGACACCCUCCUUCAAAGUGAAGAAGAUCCAUACUUACAAGAUUUGGAGAAGAAGUUUGCUAUUCAACAGAAGAUUGUGGAAGCUGCAAGAAAACUAGCCAGUGACCAUGAAAUGUGCAAGAAUGUUAAAAAGAAGAGAAAACAGGACUAUGUUGAUGCUCUAAAAAAGCUUCAAGAGAUAGAGAAUUCAAGUAAUGAAUAUAGAAUAAAAUGUGGGAGGAAACCUACUCAAAUAACCUCCCUUGUUCCAGAUGAAGUCAUUCCCUCGGAGACCAGUUCCUUAUCUGACACAAAUACAACAGAUGAUGAUGAUAUGCGUGUUAUGCAAAGAAAAAGAUCUUUCUCUAGCCAGCAACCUCUGAGACCGCUUCCGCCACAGUCUCUUGAGCUUAAACAGAGUCGACAGAGGAGGAGUUCUGCAAGUGAACAGUUUCAUGAUAAGGGACAUAUAGGCCAACCUAGAUACAGCAGUAAUGAAGGUUACUACCUGCAGGAUGUUGUGCAUGGCCCGAGAGAACUGAGCUCAACACAUAGUAGCCCUUACAGAACACAGGGGAGACAGUGCCACGGAGGAAGAAGUAUGCCAGCUACUCCAGUUUUGACUCGUAAUGCUUACAGCAGCAGUCAGUUACGACCUGAGAUUUCCCCAAAUCACUUCAGACAGCGCAGUGGAAGCUUGGAAUCCCAAUCUCAUCUCCUGGAUGAAAGCACAAACAACAGGACAGUAUUUCCCCUUACAGCAGCCCAAAGGAGUUGCAGUACAGAACUGCUGGACGAUGGGUCAUCCUACACUAGUCAAUCCAGUACUGAGUAUUAUAGCACACCAAGUAAACCUCCCCAGUACUACAACACCAUGACAGUGGGUUGCCGGUCAAGAGAAAGACGAAGACACAAGAAACCAAAUAUUUCCUCAGCAGCUUCAGGGAGCAUGCCCAAUUUAGCACCAAAAGAUGGAAGGAAUGGAGUUUAUCAGAAUUCUCAUACGCAGCCUUCAUCUGACUAUUAUAUUCCAGGAUAUCCACCAUACAGUGACUAUGAGCCUUUUGGAUACACAUUUGAAAAUGACACUGAGGGACACUACAAUGUUAAAGCCCCAUAUAGAUCAUCACAUUCUUACAAUGCUGAACAAUAUAGAGAUUACACUCGCUUUUACCAGGGCGAUAGUGAUAACAUGUCUCAAAACCCAUAUGCAACAUUAAGGAAUGUGCGUAGGAGAGGUGCUAAAAGUGAACAAAUAACCAAAAACAUCCAGAAGGCCUUGGUUGCAGAAAGUUUGCGUGGCUGGUAUGAGCGUGCCUCAACUCACAAGGAUUAUGGCCUGCAGGCAGGCUUAGACUCUGACAGGGGCUCACAGCAAAGUCUAGGUUUUGCUUAUAUGCACGGCCCGUUUUCUCCAACCAGUAGGGCUACAUCUUUUACAUCGGUCUCAUCAGCAACAAGUACAGGAACUUGGCGGAGCCAGAUGACAGUAGGCCUUCAGGAUUAUGAUCAUAUACCAUAUACAAGUUCAUUCAGUAACUCCUACAGCAAUACUACACUGCAUAGCAGACCUUAUCCAGAACGAAUGUACUCAGACAGUGGAGACACAAGCCAGCUGGAAGAUGACCUGUAUCCUGAUGAGCAGGUGUUGUUAUGGCAUGAAGACUCUAAACCUGGGACUCUGGUUUAAGUGACUGUUGGUUGACUUUCAACCUUCAAUGUUCAAUAUAUAGAUAACUUACUCUGUGUGCCUUGCAUCUUUCUCAGUCUGUUCGAAAUGGUUUAUUUCUACAAAUGGGAAUCAUCCUUGGAACAUUUCAGUGCUUGCAGAAGGCACUGUACCUGAAUGCUGGGAAGCUCAUUCUGGCCAACUUGUGCAGAAACAGUGAAGGCUUAAAUUCUGCAGGUUACAGUUCAGGAAAGGUUUGCUUUAAAUUGAUAACCAUACAUUCUAAAGAAGGAAAUAAAACCUUUUUAGGUGGAUUGCUUUGAGUUUGAAUCGAAGCAUGGAAGGAUGGCACUUGGGAAUUUUUUUAAAACUGUGAAUGCACUUUUCAAAGACUGAGUUGAUGAAAGUAGAUGCUCUUCAUUGUUCAGUGAACUUGGAGUAAAAGGAACUAUGCUUUUUGCAUAGACAUAAAAGAUGGAAGGACAAAGCAGGGUAGUGAGUAACUUCAUAUGCUUUGGAAGUCUUAAGAGUACUUUACAUAUUAUCAAAUGAAGGAUGCCAUGUAUUUUGAUGGCAAAGAACUGGUAACUCUGAUUACUUGAAUAGAGUUAGUGGGCUUAUGAAUUUUUUAAAAAAUGAUUAGUUGGAAUUAAGACCAGAAAAAGGUAAGAAAUGCAUUUUGUUUAAAGAUUUUUAUGAUCUAGCUAAAAGAAGCACAAAGAAUUAAUGUAUUCAUGUUUUAAAAACGCUUUGAUAAUUUAGCCUAACUGUAGUGCUUUCAAAUGGAUUUUUAAUUUGUGGGGGAAGAGAGUUAUUGGACCAGUUAAGGCUAAUGGCAAUCAUUAGUGGACCAUAUCGAAUGCCAAACGUAACCAAUCAUGAAAAUAUGCAUUAAAGAUAACUGAAUCACAACAUGUAUCAAAGAAAAGCACAUGGCUUGAGAGAGACUCACAAAUACGAAAAUGCAAAAAGACAUGAUUUUUUUUUAAAAAUAAAAAGCACAAUUCCAAUUAUGGCUGUCAUGGUGUUGGCGCAAACUGGUUGAAGCAGUUCAAUUUGAUUAUUAGCCCUACCUGGAUUAUGCUUAUGUGACAGAUCUUGGCUGGGCAAGUAUUGGUGCCGUUCCUACAACUCAGGUGCAAAAUUGUUCUCCUGAUCCACCUACCUUUUGAAACGAGUUAAUAAAUCUAUCAGAAACGUUUUUGACUGUGUUACAUAAAAAGUGCUGUGGUUGAUGAAAGCAACAAAUGACAAGCUCUGCCAAGACUCACCAAGCAAAUGGGCUAGAAGACAAUUACUGAGACAUGCAGACCAAAGAAGCCCCUUAAUUCAAUCUCUUAAUCUGUGGGGAGUUAGCUGAAUUUAGGCUGGGAAAGGUAUUGCAAGAAUUUCUGUCCUUGUCCCAGAAGGAGGAAGGUGAGAAAUCACCCAUAGCUCAGACCCCUGAGAUUUGAAAAUGGCUUAUUCUGGAAUACACAAAGGUAAUGUGCUCACAGGCCUGGAUUUCCAGUAAUUUACCCCAUAGUCAAAUAGCCUGCCAAUACUCAUUGUCUAGGUACAAGUUGAAAAAUAGGUACUAGGACCCAGGAGUGUCAGUAGCCAUGGAACUGUAACCUAACCACUUUCAGAAGAGAAGGGGAGGAAACCUUCUAAGUAAUUGGCUCUUGCCCUUCAUAUGCUGACUGCCAUUCAAGCUAGCCACCAUGAGGAGGUUUAAAGGGACUGGUUUCGAAAUUCAUCUCAAAAGGAUAGUGCAUAAACAAAAAUAUGGAAAUAAAAUAGGAAGUCUCCAGGCAGGAUUUCUUUUGCAGCCAGUAAGGUGAACCCACUAACAAAAUGUUUCCUUUUUUUAAAAAGUGCUCAUGUGGCUCACACUACCUCACUAUUUCCUUGGAAAAUACAUAUGUUCACCUGUUUGGGGCCCAGGGAUGUUUUUAUUAUAGCAUUUACAAUAAUACAUGAAUUUUACAAGUUGGCGUGUUGAAGACCUGGCAAUCUUAUUUUCCAAGUUCUAACUGGUGAACGUGUGAUUCCCAUGCUGGAAUCCAUGGAAAGGUGCUGUCAUUUCCUUUUUUUAAAACAAGGGGAAGAAAAAUUACAAUUGUGUUUAUUAUGUAAAGUUUCUGAAUGACACUUUUUGUGAACAUUUUUAUUAUUUUUCCAAAGCAUGUAAUAUAUAGUAAACUAAUUUGGUAAGCUGGUUCUUAGUCAUUUUUUUAUUCAGUGAGAAAAAGUUUCAAUUCAUGUGGGAAUUUUGGAAACAAAGCUUUUAACUUAUUCUUUUGCAUAUUUGUACAGCUUUACCCAGAGAGAAACUUUUGUGUAUGCCUUUACAUUAUACUCCUGUUGUCCUUCCUACUAUAAAAAUGUGCUUUAAAACAGGAGAUCAAUAAAUAAAGCGUAUGUAUCCUUCUGUGUGUAUUUUUUGUAGUUUUAUGCGGCUCUGCAUCAGUGCUCCAAUAUCUUUUUUUCAAUAAAUUGAUUUUCCCCCAUA
This is a messenger RNA of Carcharodon carcharias (great white shark), 5605 nucleotides long. Its product is annotated as FERM domain-containing protein 4B-like. Lineage: Eukaryota; Metazoa; Chordata; Chondrichthyes; Lamniformes; Lamnidae. The record is from RefSeq and is a predicted model, not a curated record. Gene Ontology annotation, molecular function: cytoskeletal protein binding. The transcript is spliced from 23 exons. Gene Ontology annotation, biological process: establishment of epithelial cell polarity. Gene Ontology annotation, cellular component: bicellular tight junction; cytoskeleton; adherens junction. Bases 1 to 3132 code for a protein of 1043 amino acids.